This is a messenger RNA of Pelobates cultripes (western spadefoot toad), 308 nucleotides long. The record is from the annotation of a GenBank genome assembly. NCBI's taxonomy places the organism in Eukaryota, Metazoa, Chordata, Amphibia, Anura, Pelobatidae.
AUGACCUACCAAAAUGAUCAGAUAUCUAAAAUACACCACCACCGUUUGCCUAGAAGAGAAAGCCAAUAUCCCCCUCAUCCCCCUGUAAGGAAACCAUCCUUUACUUCAUCACGGAAUUAUCCCUUUAAUCGGUCACAAGCUGUCAGUAAAUAUCACAAUUACCAAACUCAACCAAGACACUUACCCCAUCAUCAGCACAAGUCACCCCCAGUUGUACACAAUACCAUCAAUCACACUAACAAUAUUCAUCACUCUCCUGGUCUAUACCAGAAUGAAAGGAAUAUUACACCAAAAAUCCAAAGACCAAG